UGUUCGGCAAUAGGAUAAACGUCAAACACUGAUCUUCGUUCAUUUUCGGCUUCUUCGCCUUGUUGAAGUCACGUUGUUGUUCGCCAUUGAAAUUCUAUCGCUUUAACACGUGUAUUUUAAAUAAUUUUUAAUAUUAUAAUUAUUCUCAAUUAUUUUUUUUUAUUGUUAAUCUGUUAUAUUAUACCACCGACAAAAUGUGGAGCAUAGUAAUGGAACCGGGGAAAAAAUACAGUACUGUUGUCGAAAACACAUUCCAUCUGUCAAUGGCUACACUUGAUUUGGAAUCCGUUAAAAAGGCUGAUGAUGUACAUACUGUUUAUGUCGAGACUGAUGAUAAUCCUCGAGUAAUUCUUUGUCAUUUGUCUAAAGCAUCAAAAUUGUACCAAUGUCGAUUGGAUCAUAUUUUCCCACGAGGAACAGAUUUAAAAUUUGUUACAUCAGCCACUGCUAACAUACAUAUGACAGGAUAUUUAGAUUUAAAUGAAGACGAUGAAUUAUAUUCUGAUUUGGAAAGUGAAUCUGAAUCUGAAGAAACACAAAUUGAAAAACCAGCACAAGGAAAAGGAAAUAAACGUAAAUUGGAAGAUAAUACUUCAAAAAAAAAUAAAUCCAUUAAAUUGGAUGAGAGUAAUCAAUCUGAUGAAGAAAGUGAUGAUGAAACCAUGGAUUUUGAAGAUGAUAGUGAUGAUGACGGCGAAGGGUUAAAACUAAGUGAUUUAGCUGAUGAUGACGAUGACGAUGAUGACGACGAUGAUGAUGAAGAUGACGAUGAUGACGAUGAUGAUGACGACGACGAAGAAGAAGAAGAAGAUAGUGACGAUGAAAUUGAAGAAGUACCAGUAUUGACGAAAAAAACAAAAGAACAACAAAAAACCCCAAAAAAACAAUUAAAUGGAAAUGAAAAGACUCCCAAAAAAGAAGCGAUUACCCCUAAAGGUCAAGAAAAGACCCCUAAAGGUCAAAAAACUCCUUUACCCAAAACACCUGACGCAAAUAAAAGUUUGAUAAAUGGUACAACAGAAAGUAGUAAAAAACAGAAAAAUAAGGAACCUAAAACCCCACUUAGUGGAUUAAAGACUAAACCAGAUACUCCACUGCCUAAAGAUAAGCAAAAUCAACAACAAAAGUUAAAUGGUGGAGUUAUCAUAAAUGAUAUUAAAGUUGGGGAUGGAGCUGUUGCAAAACCAGGAAAGAAUGUUAAAGUGUAUUAUAUUGGCCGCCUUAAAUCCACUGGUAAAGUUUUUGAUUCAAUGCAGAAAGGACCUGGAUUCACUUUUGGAUUACAACGUGGUGAAGUUAUUAAGGGUUGGGAUAUUGGUAUUGCCGGUAUGAAAGUUGGAGGCAAAAGAAAAGUGAUAUGUCCACCAAAUAUGGCGUAUGGUGCUAAAGGAAGUCCGCCUGAAAUUCCACCAAAUAGUACAUUAGUUUUUGAUGUAGAACUUAAACAUGUUAAUUAAGUGUAUCCAUUAUGUCUUUUAUUCCGACUGAUAUUCCUAUGAUUAUUUGUUAAUUACCAUUCAUUUUUCUACAACAACCACACAACGAAUAUCAGUAUUCCGUUUGUUAUAAAAAAUAAAAAAUUAAAGCUGUAUUUAUAAUAUAAUAUAGUUUUUAAUUUUGAGACAAUUUUUAUCUUAAGUAUACAAUUUUGUUUAUUAUGAAUCGUAACAUUUUGAAUUGUCAACAUUUUUUGGCAUUUAUAGAAAGUAUUUGUGCCCAAUCUAUUUGGCAAUAAUUUACCAAUUGUAUAUGAAUGACUUAUAAUAAAUUAAUUUUUAAUUCUUAA
Messenger RNA from Aphis gossypii (cotton aphid), 1786 nucleotides. Its product is annotated as 46 kDa FK506-binding nuclear protein-like. The transcript has 9 exons. The record is from RefSeq and is a predicted model, not a curated record. NCBI's taxonomy places the organism in Eukaryota, Metazoa, Arthropoda, Insecta, Hemiptera, Aphididae. Gene Ontology annotation, cellular component: nucleolus; chromatin. The coding region runs from base 195 to 1457 and encodes 420 amino acids. Gene Ontology annotation, molecular function: peptidyl-prolyl cis-trans isomerase activity; macrolide binding.